UAUUGUGCAGGUUUUGGUUUUGGAAGAUCACUCGAAGCAGGCUGGCCACUUGUUUAACAGUAUAGCACUCGUCACACUGCCGGAUAACCCCUAUCCGCAAAGUGAUUCUACUUGCUUUUCUCGCUAGCGCUACCUCUCAGAGGAAUUAAAAUGGUUGCCUUGGUAGAGAUUCGGUAAUACAGUGUUAUUGACGAAUAGGUACGGUCCCAUUUGCCUUGUGACGGCAAAGGAAAUACUUGACACCUGGUCUUUUUUUCCCAAACCAGCGCACAUCUAGGUAACUGCGACCCAUUUUCACUCAUUACCUUGCCUCCACGGAUAGGAAGACAGAGCUAACAGACUCGGAUCCCGCCCACUGCUAUGAUGUAUGUGAAUUUUGAAGGCGCAAACCUCAAAGAUUGGUUCACGUUACUCGCUCUCAUCAGCUUUCUUACUAUUCUUACCAACACUAUUUAUAACUUAUUCUUCCAUCCGCUUGCCCAUGUUCCUGGGCCUAUUUUGGCACGCGUGAGCGGUAUACCAUCAUGGUAUUACGCUUACAGUGGAAAUCGGCAUAUUUGGCUAUGGCAGCAAUUCCAAAUAUACGGCACGAGGUUUCGCGCCUCACCUAACACCGUGUUGUUCUGUGAUCCGAAGGCGCAUGUUGAGAUAUACGGCACAAAGUCAAACGUCCAGCGCAGCAAGUUCUAUACGGCCUUCCAGCGAGAUGAGCGUGACAAGAAUACAUUGAACACUGUCGAUAUUGCUGAGCACGCAUACAGGCGCAAGCUGCUUAAUCUUGCCUUUACGGAAAAGUCGGUGCGUGCUGCAUCGGAGUUCGUGAUUCAGCAUACUGAUCGCUGGAAUCGACUAUUGGUUGAAAAGAGCGGUUCGGAAUGGUCCGCUCCCGUUGACUUCUCCCAAAAGGUAGACUAUUUGAUAUUUGAUAUCAUGGGAGACUUAUGCUUUGGGAAAUCGUUCAAUACGAAAGAGCCCGAGGAGAAUACAUUGAGAGAUGUUCCCCAUGAUAUCAUAGAGUACAUGAAGUUCUCCUACUUAAUCUGCCGCUCCCCUUUCCUGGACUUCGUCGUAUGGUUGAAGCCUCGCGGCCUGAAUCGUCUCUUCGCUCUUAUGACCCCACCAAGAGCUCAGCGGUAUUACCAGUUUGUCUACGACAGCGUCACCGAGCAAAUUGCCUUGCACAAAGCCCAGACUGCUAUACCGGAAGCAGAGCGGCGUAAAGAUAUCUUCUAUUUCCUAUGCGAAGCCAAAAAUCCAGAUACGGGGACGCCGGCCUACGACGAAAUCGACCUACGCGCGGAAGCAAACCUGCUGAUUGUCGCAGGGUCCGACACAACGGCGGUCUCUCUUUCGGGAAUCUUCUUUUACCUCACAGGAAACCAAUAUCGAUAUCAGAAACUGGUUAAAGAGCUACGGAGCACGUUCGAAUCGGCCGAGGACAUUAUCUACGGGCCAAAAUUGAAAAAUUGCACUUACCUAAGAGCCUGUAUCGACGAAAGCAUGCGUCUUUCCCCUUCGGGCCCGAGCGAGCUUUCGCGCGAAGUGCUCGCAGAUGGUAUUACGAUUCAAGGACAAUAUUACCCCAAAGGGACUAUCGUUGGUACGUCGGCCUGGGUCGACUCUCGCAAUCAAGAGAUCUACGGCGAUCCCGAGGUUUUCCGACCGGAACGCUGGAUUGUUAACGAAGAACACGGGGUUUUCGAGGAAGACGUUGCCCGGAUACGAUCGAAUUUCUACCCUUUCUCUUUCGGUGCAGGAAGUUGCGUUGCUAAGCACUUAGUGAUGUCUGAGAUAAUGAUUGUGGUCGCGCGGACUCUCCAUCGACUUGAUGUCCGGAGGGUGCCGGGCUCGACGGUGGGAGCUGGAGCCCCUGAGAUGGGCUGGGGUGCGCGUGAUAGGAAACAAUUUCAUUUGGUCGAUGCAUUCGUUGCCUUACGUCGCGGACCAGAAGUCCAGUUUCGCAUGGCGGCUAGGAAUGAUACCUGAUGGUCUUGUUGAGCUCGUAAGAAUACAUAAGCUAUGAGACUUCUUAAACUUGAAUUUUAGAGUAUGCUAUCAUUUUUCUAGCUAGAAGCCACAAUAGGUUUAAUAUUUCAACCCAAUAUCUAAUAGAAGAGGCUAUCACAAAACA
Messenger RNA from Hypoxylon trugodes, 2131 nucleotides. RefSeq names its product benzoate 4-monooxygenase cytochrome P450. Bases 361 to 1986 code for a protein of 541 amino acids. NCBI's taxonomy places the organism in Eukaryota, Fungi, Ascomycota, Sordariomycetes, Xylariales, Hypoxylaceae. The transcript has 3 exons. Gene Ontology annotation, molecular function: oxidoreductase activity, acting on paired donors, with incorporation or reduction of molecular oxygen; monooxygenase activity; iron ion binding. The record is from RefSeq and is a predicted model, not a curated record.